Molecule: messenger RNA, 4310 nt
Organism: Columba livia (rock pigeon)
Lineage: Eukaryota; Metazoa; Chordata; Aves; Columbiformes; Columbidae
Gene: F13A1
Product: coagulation factor XIII A chain
Exons: 15
Coding region: 185-2392 (735 amino acids)
Biological process (GO): blood coagulation, fibrin clot formation; peptide cross-linking
Molecular function (GO): protein-glutamine gamma-glutamyltransferase activity
Source: RefSeq, a predicted model, not a curated record
GGUGGUGUGGGGAGGGCUUGGCAACCCUAUCAGCACUGUCCUAUUGCAACAGGAGGGAGGAGGGUACACAGAGGUUACUUAAAAACCCCCAACUUUUUCCAGGCUUCUAUAGCUCUUCAGAAGUUCUGCGAGGGAGAAGAAAAAGAAAGGAAAAAAAAAAAAAACAAACUAUCUGAAAAGAAGGAUGUCUGAAACAAUGAAUACCAAUGAAGAGAGGAAACCUCCUCUGAAUGGGAGAAGAGCCCUCCCAUCAAACAACUCUAAUGAAGAAGAAAAUGAGGUCCCUGAGAUGGAGGCUUUUGGAUUGAUACCUAGAGGAUUUAAUCCAAAAGAUUACCUGCGUGUUGUGGAUAUUCAGAUGUUCAAGGAGCCCCAUGAGAUCAACAAGCAGCAGCACCACACUGACAAGUACUACAGCCCCAAGCUGAUAGUGCGUCGGGGACAGCUUUUCCAAAUCCAAGUUGACUUCAACCGGCCCUAUAACCCAGAGACGGACCAAUUCUGGCUGGAGUAUUUGAUAGGUCGCUACCCGCAGCAAAACAAAGGCACCUACAUCCCGAUCCUGGUAGGUGAUGUACUGAAACCUGGCGAGUGGGGAGCCAAGAUUACCCACAAGGAGAACAACUCUGUUCGCCUGUCCAUCAUGUCCUCUGCCACCUGCAUUGUUGGGAAGUUUCGCCUGUAUGUUGCUGUCUGGACUCCCUUUGGCAUCCUCCGGACACACAGAAACUCUGCAACAGACACUUACAUCCUGUUCAAUCCAUGGUGCCAGCAAGAUGCUGUGUAUAUGGAUGAUGAGAAAGAAAGGGAAGAAUACGUUCUGAAUGAUGUUGGUAUUGUUUUCCAUGGAAACAUCAAUGACAUCAAAUUAAGAAGUUGGAGUUAUGGUCAGUUUGAAGAAAACAUUCUGGAUGCUUGCCUGUUCCUGAUGGACAAGGCAGAACUGGAGCUCUCUGGACGUGGAAACCCAAUAAAAAUCUGCCGUGUUGCCUCUGCAGUGAUCAACUCCAAGGAUGAUAAUGGUGUGAUUGCUGGAUCCUGGGACAAUACAUACACUUAUGGAGUCGCACCUUCAGCCUGGACUGGAAGCGUGGACAUUCUCUUGGAGUAUUAUAGUUCUAAGCAACCAGUGCGAUACGGCCAGUGCUGGGUCUUUGCUGGUGUCUUCAACACAUUUCUGAGGUGCUUGGGGAUACCUGCAAGACUCAUCACCAACUAUUCUUCUGCCCAUGAUAACAAUGCCAAUUUACGUUUGGACUUCUUUCUGGAUGACGAAGGGAAAGUGGACACCAAACUUACAAAAGACUCCAUCUGGAACUAUCAUUGCUGGAAUGAAGCUUGGAUGACCAGACCUGAUCUUCCUGUUGGUUUUGGAGGAUGGCAGGUUGUUGAUGGGACACCCCAAGAAACCAGUGAUGGUAUGUACAGGUGUGGCCCAGCCUCAGUUCAAGCCAUUAAACAUGGUCAUGUUUGCUUCCAAUUUGAUGCUCCUUUUGUCUAUGCCGAGGUGAAUAGUGACAUUGUUUACUCAAGAAGGGAGAAAAAUGGAACCCAAGUGAUAGAAAAAAUUGACACAACCCACGUUGGGCAGUUGAUUGUGACCAAGGAAGUUGGGGGUGAUGGAAUGAUGGAGAUUACUGAGGACUACAAGUUCCAAGAAGGCUCAAAGGAGGAGAGACUGGCUCUUGAGACUGCUGUGAUGUACGGCGUUAAAAAGCAAACUACCCAAGACAUCGUGUAUCAGCCACAGACAGAUGUUGACAUGGACUUCCAAGUGCAAAAGGCAGUCAUUGGCAGUGACUUCAAAGUCACUAUAACUUUCAGGAACAAAAGUCGCAACCAUUACACUGCUACUACAUACCUUUCUGGCAACAUAGUGUUUUACACAGGAGUCACAAAAAAUGAAUUCAAGAAACACUCUUUCAGUGCAAAACUGGCACCCUCUUCAUCGAGCGCUUUUGAUGUUAUGAUCAAAUCAAGUGAGUACCUGAGCGACCUGCUGGACCAAGCCUCCUUUCAUUUCUUUGUGACGGCACGGAUCAAUGAAACGGGGAAGAUUCUGGCUAUGCAGAAGGCAACAGUCCUGGAAAUUCCCACCCUGCGGAUCAAGACCCAAGGUGAGAUGGUAGCUGGCAAAGAAAUGUCUGUGACUGUGGAAUUCACCAAUCCCCUGAAACAAACCCUGGAGAAUGUCACACUCCGUCUUGAGGGACCUGGCGUGCUGAGAACGAUGAAAAAGGAGUUCAGGCAAAUCCCAAUGAACUCUACCUUGAUCUGGGAAGUAAAAUGCAUCCCAAAAGUACCAGGGUUACGAAAGCUGAUUGCAAGCCUAAAUUGUGAUGCUUUGAGGCACGUGUAUGGUGAGCUGAACGUCCAGAUUCAGAAACCAUGAACAAAGGUCCUGCCUUCAUUUCUCAUUUAACUAUAUUGCAAAAUAUCACAUUAGGGAGGGGGAAAAAAAAAAAAAAAGUGGAAAGCUACUCAUCAUUAAUUUGGUCAUCCUUGUACUGAACAAAAUUUGAUAAAGAAAGGUAAUUGGUAAGAUUAGGGAGAACUUGAAAAGGCAUCUGGAUAGUGAAUGAUUUAAAAUUAGAUACAUGUAGUUAAAGGCAAUUCUAGGCCAUAUUAUUCCUAUAGUUCACUUGUAUUUAUGGUCUUUUGCAUUAGUGCUGCAAGGGAAUCUGAAAAGCUCCAUUCACCAUAGUCUGAACUUUAGUUUUAAUUAAGGUCUGAUAUUUCACCGAAAAGGAAAAAGAAAAAAAAAAAGCCCAGUGUCAUAAAUUCUUAGACUGAAUUACACAACCCUGUGUUAGAUCAUUCAGGCUGCAGUAAAAACAGGUAUUUCUAGCUAAAUGGACUACUUCAUCUCACAGUGUUAUAAUUUUCCAGUUCAUAGAGAGCUCACUUUGCUGGAAGCAUGUCUCAGGAUGUGUUAUCUCCAGAAUAUUCCCAGUUCUUUUUUUCCUCUUGCUGCUUCCCUAUGCCUUUUUUUUUUUUUUAACCCUUUCACAUGCGCAAGCACCCACACAUACUCACUCCUGUAUUUCAUAUGCUCAUCCACAGUGUUGAUACACUGUUUUUCUCCUUUGCUUGAUGAAAGUCCAGAGUUUUACAUGCCCUUGCUCAGAGUUCAUCACACCAAACUUGCAUUUCCUGGUCACAUCUCAUGAGUUUGGUGUGGUCCAGCUUCAUCCUUUUCUGCCUUCUCUUCUGAACCUGCCUUGUAGCCUCGUUUCCCGCAGGUGUGUUUGUUGGAGGGUUCACUGCCCCAAAGCAGUCCAGGCUUUCCUGGCUGAUCAAUGGGGUGAAGGAGAGAGAAGCAGAAGGGGCAACUUGAGGGUCUUGAGAGUCAGAAACUCAACAAGCUGGGCCAGCAUCCUGCCUUUCUCACAGCAAAUUCCUCUGUGAGGUGCAACUGAGCCUCCCAAGGCAUUGCUCCUCUGAGGACCUUCUGGCUCAGAGGUCACCCUGAAUCUGUGGUUCCCAUUAGUCUUCUGUGCAGAAUACCGCUCCAUCCUAAGCCAUGUACCCCAUCAUGCUAGAGCAGCAGAGCGUAUGUGUGUGUAUGAAUUUCUCACGUCCCCUGAAAUCCUUCUCAGGAUCUUUUCCCAUAAGGCAAGGACGCACAUGCCACAAGCUGUGGUAAUUCCUCUCCACUGGCUAUAGUGUGUAAGCACAUGUCCCAUACUAACAGCCCAGGUGAGCUAACUGAGCUUCCGAAGAAGUUAAAAGGAGCCUCAUGCUCAUUAAGCACUGGGGCUUUAUUAUGCUGUGUAUGGUUGUGUCAUUUUGUGGUUUUAUUGGUGAGAAAACAAGGGAGGUGACUUACUUUCUGCUCCUCUUCUUGCCACACGUUGGUUCUUGCAAAACCUGUGACCAGCUGUUAAAAAUAAGAAAGUCCUGGGAGGAGAGAAAUACAGGCUACUGUUUUGCUGAAGUAUAUGGAACAAAGCAAAGAUUCAUACCACCUCAUAUGCUCAAUGAAUAGCCCUGGAUCCAGGAACAGGAGACUUUUGGGGGCUUUCACUUCAGGCAUGGACACACACUCAUUUUGUACAGCUUAUGUGACCACAUUAGAAACUCCGCAUGUCAAAGUCUCCCAUAUAAGUCCUCUGGGGUACAAGGAACUGAGCAAUGUGUUGCAAAUGCAAGGUGAGAAUCUCUGUUAAGUAAUUAAGCACUCCCACCAGAGCCUACAUCUUCUAAUAAAAUUAUCCGUUUUUUGCUCCUGCAUAUAAACCUGCUUUCCGUUCCAGACUUCUUAUAACUAUAGUGUAAUAAGAAUUUAAAAUAAAGCACGUCUGAUUUCA